CUCUCUCUCUCCCUCCCUCCCCCUCUCUCUCUUCAUCUCUCUCUCUCUCUCUCUAUAUAUAUAUGCACGCACAGACAUAAUUUAUGCAGUUAUAAUUAUGCACUUCCUUUAGAACGUAGUCGCGCUCUUUGUGUAUUAGCUUCCAGUUCUCUGGGUAUUAUCUCUGCAACUUUGCUUCCUAGUGCUGGUGUUUCUUGCAUUGCCUAUUCUAUUUAUGUUUUCCUCUGUGAGUUCUAAGCUGCCCGACACAAUUUGCCGCGAACUGGGUUGCUAAUAAUUGCUUGGGUUUCAGUUUCCAGGUCCACUUCUACAAAGUUUAGUUCACUGCUUUUACAAUAAUUGGGUUUGGAGUGGAGAGAAAAAGGAAAAAAAAAUAAAAUCUCAUGAUAGCAAAGGGAGAACUGAAGUGAGAUACAAUAUAAUGGAUUGGAAUUUGAAGAACCCUUCUUGGGAUUUAGCUGAAUUUGAGCAGGAAACCGUUCCUAACAUCAGUCCAGUUAGUGGGUCAAGCAGUUUUGGGGGUGAAAUGAUUAAGGGGGAAUUUUCAGUUGAUUUGAAGCUGGGCCAUAUGGUUACUGAGCGUGCUGAAAUUUCACCGGCACCACGUGCUCAAAAAAUGGAGCUGUUGCCGGCGAGCUCAUCGAAGAGGCCUCGCGCCGUCGGUAAUGGAAUUCAGGCUGCGUCCUGUCUGGUGGAUGGAUGCCGUGAGGAUCUCAGCAACUGCAAAGAGUACCACAGGCGCCAUAAGGUGUGUGAGAAGCACUCGAAGACGUCUGAGGUUACAAUUGGUGGCUUCAAGAAGCGCUUCUGCCAGCAAUGCAGCAGGUUCCAUUCACUAGAGGAAUUUGAUGAAGGCAAGAGGAGCUGCAGGAAACGUCUUGAUGGGCACAACCGUAGGCGAAGAAAGCCUCAGGCAGAACCUCUGUCACGUCUAGGGAGUAGCUUAUCUAAUUACCAAGGUACCAGACUUUUUCCUUUCCCGAGUCCAGAAUUGCAUCCAUCGACUGCAUUGGCGAAUCCCAUCUGGACUGGAGUAAUGAAAAGCAAACCAGAUGCGGAGCUUUAUGACCAGAACCUGCAUUUACAUCUGCAUGAGAAGCAAAACCCGUUUCCUGGAUCCUUGAGCAGCUAUGGGGAACAAGGCAAGCAUUUGAGUUUCCUCAAUGGCGAUGCCCUUGUUCUUGGAAAUCAAACAGUUGCAGAAGCUUCAGACUGCCAGCCAUUUCUUAAAACGAUUGCUGCCGCCGAAAGUGAUAGGCCUAACCGUGAAAUGUUCUCUGAUGGUUUAUCAGCUCAAUUCCUCACCUCAAAUUGUGCUCUCUCUCUUCUGUCAACAUCAGCAAUGCCAACAUCUGGGAUCAGUUUGAGCCACAUGGUAGCACCCUCUUCAAUUCCACUGGGGCAUCCCUUAGCCACCGGCCUGCAUAAAAAUAGUGAAGCCGGCAUGGAUUCAGCUCCGCUUCAUAAUGCCGGUGAAACUGAUGUCCACUGCCAGGGAAUGUCUCACAUUGUCCGGGAUCCUUCCUCUGAGAAUGAAGCCUCGCCAACGCUUCCUUUCUGCUGGGAAUAAUGAAGGUGCCCUGCUACUCCACUCUUUGCUAGUUGUUUUUAAUGAUAUCAGACCCUGGAACUCGUUUCUCUCUCAACCAAAAAUUGUUUUUUUUUUGGUUUCCUUUUCUCUAGGUGUCUUCUUUUGCACACAAGUGAAUAUGUAGUUAUCUUGUUUCUGCAAAUGCGUGAUCUGUUCCGAUUACAUUGCCAUGGCCAUUCUUUUGCUUUUGUUUUCUGUCCUGCAAUGAAGCUACUACAUUGUACUU
This is a messenger RNA of Diospyros lotus (date-plum), 1817 nucleotides long. RefSeq names its product squamosa promoter-binding-like protein 18. Lineage: Eukaryota; Viridiplantae; Streptophyta; Magnoliopsida; Ericales; Ebenaceae. The record is from RefSeq and is a predicted model, not a curated record. The coding region runs from base 422 to 1570 and encodes 382 amino acids. The transcript has 4 exons. Gene Ontology annotation, molecular function: DNA binding. Gene Ontology annotation, cellular component: nucleus.